AUGGGUAUUGCAUACAACACAAGAAUAAACACCCGGAUUGCCCCACAUUUGGGGAAGCUUUCUUUGAAGAACCUCUUCACGUAUAGCCCUACGUUGAUGCUAUGGGGUGGUGCGUCGGCAGCUGGGUUGUUGGUUUUCAUUGAAGGCUGGCCCCUGUUCCGGCAAACUUUCUUCCAAAAGAUCCCCGUCUUUGGGAGUCACUGGGUCGACGACACGCCGGAAGAGGACAAGCCACAGUAG
Messenger RNA from Huiozyma naganishii CBS 8797, 240 nucleotides. RefSeq names its product ubiquinol--cytochrome-c reductase subunit 10 (gene QCR10). Gene Ontology annotation, biological process: mitochondrial electron transport, ubiquinol to cytochrome c. Lineage: Eukaryota; Fungi; Ascomycota; Saccharomycetes; Saccharomycetales; Saccharomycetaceae. The transcript has a single exon. Bases 1 to 240 code for a protein of 79 amino acids. The record is from RefSeq and is a predicted model, not a curated record.